Messenger RNA from Aureobasidium pullulans EXF-150, 2586 nucleotides. Its product is annotated as Six-hairpin glycosidase. The transcript has 3 exons. The record is from RefSeq and is a predicted model, not a curated record. Lineage: Eukaryota; Fungi; Ascomycota; Dothideomycetes; Dothideales; Saccotheciaceae. Bases 1 to 2493 code for a protein of 830 amino acids. Gene Ontology annotation, biological process: carbohydrate metabolic process.
AUGAGAAUCACCAUUGGCCUCUUAUUCGGCGUUGUAUCGCAGGUGUUCGCUGUCCCGGUAACAAGCGGCGACAAAUUCUACCCUCGUGGUAUUGCUCUCGGAAGCACAACACAAGAGAAGACACAACACUUUGCAGCUUUCACACUCAACUCGAAAUCUCCCGUAGCAACUCUAGAUUAUGGCUAUGAGGUUGCUGGAUAUCCGUUCUUCUCGGUUGCCAGUCUCACUGGCAAAGUGCAGAUUGAGACAAGAUACACAGAAGAUUUGGGCGACAUAGAUCUACCUUAUUCUGAUGGCCCCUUCACCUUUGGUCAAGGUCUGACGAACACAUACAGAGUUGAGACGAUCGAGAUCACCUCAAUAGGCCAACUGAACUCGUAUCUUGCUCAAGGUGGCCAAAGAUGGCAAACCAUUCGCUUGCUCACUUCUGGCACUGUCACGUUCAAGAAUGUUGGCUUUACAGCAACAAUUGAUGCACUGGAUUACGACAAGCUACCUGGACAAUUCAGUUCGUCGAAUCAAUUGUACAACGAGAUCUGGAAACUCGGCGCCAGAGCAGCUGGUGCUUCAUGCUUCAGUGCGGGUGCAUACAAGUCGAUCUGGGAUGUAUCUCCUAACAGUGGCGCAUUCGUCAGAGGUUCUCGUGCUGGUCUUUCUAUCAAGGGCAACACCUUCUCCAAUUACAACCUCACAUUUUCUGCCAACAUCAAGCGUGGUGGACUCGGAUGGACCAUGGCCUAUCCUGUCAGCAGUAGAGUUGGAGGCGUUCAACUCAAUCUCGUUGGAAACUACCCCGAGGCAACUACUUAUGCCAACGUGAACAAGACACUUCUUCCACCCAAUACCAUCGUCCUCGGUUAUGGUUUCAGCCUGGUAAAUCAGACUACACUCGAAUCAUACUACCUCGACAGUUUCAAAGUUCCCUUCGACGUCAAAGAAGGACACUGGUACUCCAUCUCUGCAAAGAUGUACGAAGGCAACUUCCUUGCUGUCUCGAUCAACGGAAUCAAAGUUUUCAAUGUUACACUGAAUGACUACUAUACUGGAGCAUCUGGUGCCACGACUACUGGCUCGUUCGGCUUUGGUGGUUGGCAAGAUCAGGCUGCAUAUUUCAAGGAUGUCAAGGUUGCCUCAAGCAACGGCACUGUCAUCUACACAAACUCAAUGACCAACGCUUCAGCCGUAUUGCCGGAAUAUGGCGUACAGUCAAACACUGCUGAUCUCUGCUUGGAUGGUGCAAAACGUGAUCGUCUCGUCUGGCUUGGUGAUUUCUACCAUACAGCUGGAAUCAUUGCCACGUCGACUUCUCGUCAGGACUACUCUUCCGGUACGCUCAAGAACUUCCUUGAUUGGCAAUUGCCCUCUGGUCAGCUUCCACUUGACACAUCGCUUGGUUACCCUGGCUCUGCAACUCUCAGCUUCGCCGAAUUGACACCUGAUGGCUACUCUUAUGCUCUGCAAGACUAUCAUAUUCUAGGCCUGCUUGCUUUCGGCUCUCACAUGCGCUACCAUAACGACAUUGCUUUUGCUUCACAAAACUGGCCGCAGUGGAAACUCGCUGUCAACUAUCUAAUCGGAAAGAUAGAUAACUCUACAGGUCUUGUGUCGCUAGGCUUCACCUUCUUUGGAGACGAUGCCGGCCUAGCUGUCAAUGCUGCCUCUGUACAAGCUUUCCGAGAACUUGCCCUUGUCGCUACAGCCAUCGGUGACACUGCUUCAGCCAGUUCCUGGAAUGCAAUUGCUAGCCAAGUAGAUGCCACAAUCCAAUCAACAUUCUGGCAACCAAGUCUGGGUUACUUCAGCGACACGCCUCAAAACAAGUCAAAGAUCUCCGUCCAAGGUCUCUCGUUCGUAGUAACGUCAGGCGUCGCAACAAUCUCUCAAGCAAACUCCUGCAUGAACGCUUUAGCCGCUCUAACACUGUCUCCCGGCUACAAAGACUCAACUGCCGUCUCUUCCGACACCGUCGCCAAAAUCUCACCAAAUACAAACGGCUUCCUUCUCUCCGCUCUCAUGCAAACAAAUCGCACGUCCGAGAUGAAAUAUCUUUUCGAAAACCUUUGGGCUGCCAUGAUAGCAAACGAUACCACACACUGCGGCGCGUCCUGGGAAUACGUGGAUACGAAUCUGCAACCGGGACUUUCCCACUAUACUAGUCUAUCUCACCCAUGGGGAGGUGCACCGACUUAUAUUCUUACUGAAUAUGUUGCGGGCAUCAGACCGGUAACAUUUGGAUACAAGACUUGGGUUAUUGCGCCGGCGUAUACUGGGUUUGGAUUGACCUCGGCGAGUGCACAGGUACAGACGCCGUUUGGUGUGUUGAAGGUGAGAUGGAAUGUCGAGGGUGCGAAGAUCAAUGCUGUCAUUAAUGCGCCGGUGGGCACUUCGGGAACAUUUGUUAUCAACAGAGCGUUGGCGAAUGAGACGAGAGCGAAUACCGUUGUGCAGGUCAAGGGUGGGAUAUUGCCCAAGGUCCUCUGUCUGGAUUUGUAGGACAGGAGUGGUCUGUCACGAAGGAGAGCCGCAAAAUCACGAUCAGAACCAGCGAGAAUGAUGUAGAUGUUUGAAGAUACCAGAAGCUAGCAC